ACAAGGCGGCAGCAGCAGCAGCAGCACAGCACACCAGCUACUCUGAUUUUUUUUUCCACCGCAAGCCACGGAGCUCUUUUGCUCACUGCUCUUCUUCUCUCCACCGAGCAAACCAACAGCUGUUGUUCCUCUCUCACCCAUCGCAAGCACAGCAUCGCAGGCAAGCUAGCAGCUGGAAGCCGCCGCCCGCUGCUGCUCUGUCCUCUGUCCUUCCAUCCCAGUGAAGCAAGCACCCUGUUCUCUCUUCUCUCCGUUGGUUUUCCAUCGCAAGCAGCAAACCAAGCAAGCCCCCUUUUUUCUCUCCAAACGAUGCCACCAGCAGCUCCCUUCCGCUCCAUCCUUGCUCAAGUGGAGCAGCACAACGACGAUGACCCCAAGCCCGGCGACCACGACGUCCCCUCCAUCUUCGAGCUGCCACGAUGUUGCGCUGCUUGGGGACGGCACUCCCUCGGAGCAGCACAACCACCAGCUAGCAGCCUCGCUAACGAAGAUGGCAGCCAUGAGCGCGAAGACGCCGACGCCGACAUGGAUGCCGACGCCGAGUCACCGAUGGCCACGACGAGCCGUACCGCGAACUGUAGCCCCGACCUCGCCGACGGCUCAGCCCAAGCUGCCGCCGCCGAGCCGAGUGUCGUCGAACCGCAAGUCCACACCAUGCCGGCCACGCCUACACCGUCGACCCACGAGGAAGAUCCAGACUUCGUUCCUGACGACGCUGAGUAGGGGUACCGUCCUGCACCCAGUCUUGCCUGUGGUUAGGGUCACCCGCAGGAAGUUCCGCAUGGCGCAAGACACUGAUGACCUCUUCAUAGUUAAUGUAGUCGUGUGGGUUUUAGUUGUAAUCCUCGCGAUAGUGGCGCUUCACUGCCCAUUACCGCGUAGAGUUAUACUGUGAUGAACCAUCUGAUGUAAUAAAUGUGUUAUCAGCCUCCUGGGACUGAUGUUGGUAUCACA
Panicum virgatum (switchgrass) is the source of this 954-nucleotide messenger RNA. RefSeq lists its product as uncharacterized. The record is from RefSeq and is a predicted model, not a curated record. The transcript is spliced from 2 exons. The coding region runs from base 310 to 723 and encodes 137 amino acids. Lineage: Eukaryota; Viridiplantae; Streptophyta; Magnoliopsida; Poales; Poaceae.